Molecule: messenger RNA, 3961 nt
Organism: Daldinia decipiens
Lineage: Eukaryota; Fungi; Ascomycota; Sordariomycetes; Xylariales; Hypoxylaceae
Product: glycosyltransferase family 39 protein
Exons: 4
Coding region: 496-3282 (928 amino acids)
Biological process (GO): protein O-linked glycosylation via mannose
Cellular component (GO): membrane; endoplasmic reticulum
Molecular function (GO): dolichyl-phosphate-mannose-protein mannosyltransferase activity
Source: RefSeq, a predicted model, not a curated record
AAGACUAUUACUCGGAUUAACCAUGCAAAUGAAUUUUGAAGAUUGCUCGAAAGCUCAAAAUAAAUUCUGACGCCGUUAUUCACACCACCCCUUUAAACCCCCUUCAGCCCUUUCCACAACCCAUCCCGCCGCACUGCGCACUGCAAACUGCGAACUGCGAUCAACUUUGCGACUAAAGGGGGGGAAACAUCUCGAUUCUUUAAUUCUCCCGCCUUUUUGAAUGGGACUUUCAUUAUCCUAUUGUUUUAUAAUGAUUAGUUCUACUUCUUGACUUUCGUUAAUCAACCUGAAUUCACUUCUUCGGUGUGAUACUUUUUUUUGCCGCGUAACGCAAAAAGCUCUUGUUACACGUACAAGCAAUUUCGACGCGAGUAAUUCCAAGAAAAGGCCACAAAGCGCCUCCUUUCUUUCCAUUUUGUCCCAAUUCAACCCCGUCGAGUUCUAUUGCAGCUGCGUCCUGCAUCCCGCAUCCCGCAUCCUGCAUCCCGACUCAAUAUGGCGAGGUCCAGUUCGGCCAAGCCGCCCGCUACAAAAGGCGGUCCCUACACACCUCCGAAACCCAAGAAUCAAGUCAAGCACGAUGACUACACUUCGGAAGGUGUCGAGGAUAACGAUGUCUUCUUACUACCUUUCUCUGACUACCAGGUUAUGCUGGUCUUGACCAUUAUUGGUGCCGUUGUGCGACUAUUCCGCAUCUACCAGCCCUCGAGUGUCGUCUUCGACGAAGUACACUUUGGUGGGUUUGCGACUAAGUAUAUCAAGGGUAAAUUCUUCAUGGACGUCCAUCCGCCGUUGGCUAAGCUACUCAUUACACUUUUCGGGUGGCUUGCUGGUUUUAACGGCGACUUCGACUUCAAGGAGAUUGGCAAGGAUUAUCUAGAGCCGGGUGUCCCGUACGUGGCUAUGCGACUAUAUCCUGCUAUCUGCGGUAUUGCCUUGAUCCCGACUAUCUUCUUGACUCUGAAGGCUGCUGGUUGUCGUACGGCUACGGCCGCCCUCGGUGCUGCUUUUCUCAUCUUUGAGAAUGGUCUCCUCACCCAAGCCCGUCUGAUUCUUCUCGAUUCUCCCCUAGUCGCCGCUACCGCGUUCACUGCGCUCGCCUUCACAUCCUUCACCAACCAACAUGAACUGGGUCCUUCGAAGGCGUUCGAUGCGGGCUGGUGGUUCUGGCUUUUCAUGACCGGCGUGGGAAUGGGAAUUACACUCAGCAUCAAAUGGGUUGGCCUCUUCACAAUUGCCUGGGUUGGAACCUUGACUCUUGUACAAUUGUGGGUGCUACUUGGUGACACCAAGACUGUCACCAUUCGCAUCUUUGCGAAGCACUUUUUGGCCCGUGCUUUCUGCUUGAUCAUCAUUCCCAUCACCAUCUACCUAGGUAUAUUCGCUAUUCACUUCCUUUGCCUCUCGAAUCCUGGCGACGGAGAUGGAUUUAUGAGCUCUGAAUUUCAGGCUACGUUGAACAACAAGGGCAUGCAAGAUGUGCCUGUUGAUGUUGCCUUCGGCAGCCGUGUCUCUAUCCGACAUGUCAACACCCAGGGAGGAUAUCUUCAUUCUCAUCCCCUAAUGUACCCCACAGGCAGUCAGCAACAGCAGAUCACUCUUUAUCCCCACAAGGACGACAACAACCUAUUCUUGCUCGAGAACCAGACUCAGCCUCUAGACAUCAACGGUGAGCCUAUCAACGGAACUGGCGCUUGGGAUAAUGCGAAGAACAUAACCGAGAACUACAUCAAGGAUGGCGAUGUGAUCCGACUAUAUCACCUGGCUACUCAUCGUCGCCUUCACUCUCACGAUGUUAGACCGCCUGUUAGUGAAGCCGAGUGGCAGAAUGAAGUAUCUGCAUAUGGAUAUGAAGGAUUUGCUGGCGACGCCAACGAUCUAUUCCGUGUUGAAAUUGUCAAGAAGCAGUCUCUCGGGUCCAUCGCCAAGGAGCGGCUCCGAACCAUACAGACCAAGUUUAGACUCGUCCACAUUAUGACUGGUUGCGUCCUAUUCUCUCACAAGGUGAAGUUACCGGAUUGGGCAUCUGAACAGCAGGAAGUUACUUGUGCCAAAGGUGGCACUCUUCCCAACAGCUUAUGGUACAUUGAGUCCAAUGCGCAUCCGCAAUUAGCCAGCGAUGCCGAGAAGGUCAACUACGUUAACCCCGGGUUCCUCGGCAAAUUCUGGGAACUGCAGAAGGUUAUGUGGAAGACUAACGCAGGUCUGGUUGAGUCUCAUGCCUGGGACUCUCGUCCCGAGUCUUGGCCGAUCCUCCGCCGUGGUAUCAACUUCUGGGGUAAAAACCACCGCCAGAUCUACCUAAUGGGUAACCCCAUCGUAUGGUACACCUCGACCCUUGCUGUUGUUAUUUACGUGCUCUUCAAAGGUAUUGCGGUCCUUCGAUGGCAGCGCAGCUGUAACGACUAUGAGAACGCCACUUUUAAGCGAUUCGAUUACGAGAUCGGAACUUGGGUGCUCGGGUGGGCUUUCCACUACUUCCCCUUUUUCUUGAUGGGACGCCAGCUCUUCCUUCACCAUUAUUUCCCUGCGCUGGUCUUCGCCGUCCUAGCAUUUUCCCAGUUUAUCGACUUCACAACGGCCCGAUUUGCAAGCGUCAGGGGAAACUCCAUCAUCAACAAGGCCAGUGUAGUUGCGCUAUUGGCUGUUUCCGCGGUCGCCUUUGCCUUAUAUUCGCCCCUCGCAUACGGAAAUACCUGGACAAAGGCAGAAUGCAAUCGUGUCAAGCUGUUCAGCACUUGGGAUUGGGAUUGCAAUACUUUCUUGGAGAGCUACGAAGCAUACUCAGGACUUACAGCCCCAAUCGCCCAGACCUCUCAACCCGCUGUAGACAACAAAAACCAGGUGCCAGUCCAGCCCGCAGCUGAUAACAACCAAGACGCCCCAAAGGCAGGUAUCUCGGGGGCACCCAAGUUCGAACCCCAGGGUCAAAAAGUGAUCAACCGCGAAGAGCGAGUCGAAUACCGGGACCAAGACGGCAACAUCCUCAACGAAGAGCAAGUGAAGGCGCUCGAAGGCAAAGUCGAAUUCAAGACCAAAUACGAAACGAGGACGCGCGUCGUCGACGCCGACGGCAACGAAAUCGAAAUUCCAAUAGAAGAUCUUGCCGCCGCGGGCGUCGCGCCACCGCAUCCUGAUGUUGAGGGUGCUAACCAGGAGACUAAGAAGCUAGUGAGAGAUGACCCUAUCCCUCAGGAAGCGUCGUCGAGCAAGGAUGGUGAGAAGGAAGCCGAGAGAUCUGUCCCUAAGCCAGCUAGCGAGGGUAACGAGGCAACGGUUUGAACGCCUCGGUUCAUCGAUCUAGCUCCUGAUUUAGCCUCACGUCUCAUUGUGUGACAAAGUCAUGGCGAAGAAAAUCUCCACUGAUGUUGGUUCAUUCUGAAUGUAGAGAGUUUACUUGGACGAACGGCGUUGUCCGCUAGACUCGUGUAUACCACCAUAUUAAUGAAGAUCACGGAAGGGGAAAACUUUAGGGGGUGCGGAACGCAAACAAAAAGAGAUAAGGAUAUUGGAGUGAUUGUCUUGCGAAGACAAACUAGAACCAUGUGGGUUAUACCUGCUGAUCGCAGCUUAUUUCCUUUAAUCUGAAGAUUUUGAUGUGUGUCUAUGUGCCGUCUAUUAAAUGACCAUCGUAUCCUCUCCGCAGUGUCAAGAUGAGCGUCAUCGUCCAUAAAGGGUGGGCUAUUCGUAUCUCCAACCUCCAACUACCGUACCUUGCCUUGACGGGCCGUAGUUCCGCUAUACUGACGUAUAGAUGAGUAGCAUGAUGUUUCCAAUCGCAGCAGGUUCCGUCCAGAUAUUUAAAUAAAUAUAUACGUGAGGCAAGCUCCGACUAUCGCUCAUCGGAUUUAUAAAGGUGCGGGGGGACGCCCAUGGAUACGUGGAUGAACUUGAUAGCUUCCAUGACUUCAAACUUCCCUGGGUAAAGUCAACACUGAUAUAUAUAUAUAUAUAUAUACAU